AUCACGUGUUAUCUAGGCUACUACGAUUCGUUGGGGUUGGAGAAAAGUUUGACAGCGUCGAGGGAAACACGACGAAGUUGCAACAAAGCCAGGAAACGAGCAAACAUUAUCGAUCUUUAUCGAUGGAUUCUCUCACUCAGAAAGUGUUGACUUCGGGUUUCAGUCUUGACUUGGGACCCCUGAAAGAGCCUUUGGCAUUUAUGCGUUUGCUAGAAUGGCUGUUCUCCAUAUUUGCCUUUGCUACGACUGGAGGUUACAUCGGCACAAGCAGUUUCAAUGUCCAGUGCAGUGGGAAUGCCAGUGAAGAAAUACACACGCACUUUAACUACCCAUUCAGAUUGAUGGAGCAUCCAUAUAAUGUUCCUGACUGUAUUGCCAAUCAGACUACUACCACUGCUUACUACCUGACUGGAGACCACGCGUCAUCGGCACAGUUUUACGUCUGUAUUGGAGUGCUGGCCUUCCUCUACAGCACUGCCACCCUAGUCCUCUACUUGGGCUACGACCACUUGUAUAAAGGGACUAGUCGUGCCCCCACUGGUAUGUUUGUCUGGAUGAUCAGUAUUUCNGCUUGGGCUAAAGGUUUGUCUGAUGUGAAACAGGCCACCGGUCCUUUAACCAUUAUAAAUUCUCUUAAGGUGUGCCAGAAUGCCAAAAACAAGUGCACCUCAGGUGCUGUUCCUCACAUGGGCCGACUGAAUGCCUCAGUGAUUUUUGGUUUUCUUAACCUCAUCCUGUGGGGUGGCAACUGCUGGUUCAUUUACAAGGAAACGCCUUUCCACAAAUCAGCUACCCAGCCUGCAAAUGUGGAAGAAGGAGUUAGACCAUCAUAACUGUACAGCGUGCUCAUCUCAAAAUUAUCUAACAUGUAGUGUUAUGGAGUGAGUGAUUUUGGUACUAAUUGUUAAAAGUAAAUGCUGUAGAAUACAAAGCAUACAUUUCUAAAACUGCUCCUUUUUACAGCGUAACAAUUUUAUAUUUAGGGCUGUAUUAUAUUAGAUACAAUACAGAAGAUACUAAAUCCUGAGUGGGUCAGACUAAAACAGCCACAGUCAAAAAUGUUGUUCUCAUGAAUGCUAAGUUUGCAUGUUUUAUUUAUACACAAGAAGUGCUUGUAAUCUCAAAUGAUCCUGCAGAUGUACGCCUUGAUGAUAAAUUAUAAUGCAGCAUCAUGUCACCCUGUUAACCGCCAACGGUAUUUUUGUACCAUGAAUCAUUUUUGCCAUCUGCAAUGUCUUAAAAAAAAAACUCAGGGCUUUUGAUGGAAGAAUUACAAAAUACCUAAUGAAUAUAAAAUACUUGAAGUGUAUUUCUUGUUAACAUAAGUCUAGAUUGGAGACAAAAUAAGAAUUCAUCCCAAUCGGUAUCAAAAAGUGAGUGUGUUGCAAAGAAUUGUUAAAUUGUAGUUUAUUUGGAAAAAAAAUAAUUCAGUUGGCAGUGUGGGAUUUAUAAUUGAAAAACUUUUGUGUUAUGCCUUGUCACCUCAGUGUGUUAGGAUCAUCUCACUAUAUAAGGCUCAUCUCACCGUUUUAAGUUUAACAGCUAAAUAUUAUGUUCAGUUUGUUGCAUGUAUGUUCAGAGCAUGUUAGUUCUUUGACUUUUGCAUUUAAAACAUUACAUUUAUUAGUUAGAACUUAUCUGAGGGAUGAUUUUUAUUUUUGUCCUGCAUAUUAAUAAUAUUGAAGUGAAAAAAUGUCUGAGAAAAUACCCCAGGAAGUUCCUACAGUAUUUGAAUGAUCAUUAUGCUAUGAAUUAUACUACCUUAACUAUAGUCAAUUCAUUUUUUUUCUAUAAACAAUUGGUGAUCCCUAACAUGUUACAUCUAACUGUAGAUGUUUUUAUGUUGCUUUUGCCUGACCUCAACCUCCACUGUGUCAUGAAAGAGGAUAGGCUGUUUUUCUCUCUUACUGCUGUUACGCUUUCCUUUUUUGACUUAUAGCCUUGCUUGAUUCAGUUUCUAGAUUAAACCACCACUGUGCUGAUAAACGGUCAUGUACUCUGGAUGAAACUGAAGUUCUUGUUACAGUCCAAAAAGGUACUGUUUGGACAUGAAAUACUGUGCAUCAUUAAAAGGAAGAACUAC
This is a messenger RNA of Monopterus albus (swamp eel), 2083 nucleotides long. RefSeq names its product synaptophysin-like 2b (gene sypl2b). The record is from RefSeq and is a predicted model, not a curated record. Gene Ontology annotation, cellular component: synaptic vesicle; synaptic vesicle membrane. NCBI's taxonomy places the organism in Eukaryota, Metazoa, Chordata, Actinopteri, Synbranchiformes, Synbranchidae.